AUGGCCAUUGUCGAGGGCUGGUACCCUCCCACGAGGGAGAACUGGCAGACGACGGUGCUCAUCUUCCAGAUACUCUACCCUGCUCUCUCGCUCAUGCAGCUCUUCAUCUCGUGGUACGGCAUGGGCAAGACGUCGGUGCGCAGCGCCUUCAACCUCCCCGGCCGCGUGGCCUGGGUGCUCAUGGAGAUGCCCGGGUUCACGACGGUGCUGUACAUGAUGAAGACGCUGCCGCGGAUGCACGGCAUCGACGACCUGCCGUGGCAGAACCGCGUGCUGGCCGGCCUAUUCGUCAUCCACUACAUCUACAGGGCCGUCGUGUUCCCCCUCAUCCAGCCGUCCAUGUCGCCGAUCCACGUGCUCGUCGCCCUCAUGGCCGCGGGCUUCCAGGUCCUCAACGGCGUCGGCAUCGGCGCCUGGCUCGCCGCCUACGGGCCCGUCACCGCCGAGGCCUGGGCCGCGCGCUCCUCGGUCGCCCAGUUCUGCGUCGGCAUCGCCAUCUUCUACGUCGGCCUGGCGGCCAACUUCUUCCACGACGAGGAGCUGCGCGAGAUUCGGCGCGCCGAGAAGCGCCGCCGGCAGCGGGUGCUGGACAAGCAGGGGGGCGCGGGGGGCGCCGCCAGCGUCGAGAAGCACUACCAGAUCCCGCAGGCUGGGCUGUUCAAGCACGUCCUUUAUGCGCACUACCUGUGCGAGUGGGUGGAGUGGUUUGGGUUCUUGGUGGCCGCUGGCUGGGGGUGCGUGCCUGCCUGGACCUUCUUGGUCAAUGAGGUCUUUGCCAUGCUGCCGCGGGCCGUCAAGGGCAAGAAGUGGUACGUCGAGAAGUUUGGGGAGGACAAGAUUCGCAAGAGGUGGGCGGUUUUGCCGGGCGUUGUGUAG
This is a messenger RNA of Metarhizium brunneum ARSEF 3297, 876 nucleotides long. RefSeq lists its product as uncharacterized. NCBI's taxonomy places the organism in Eukaryota, Fungi, Ascomycota, Sordariomycetes, Hypocreales, Clavicipitaceae. Gene Ontology annotation, cellular component: membrane. Gene Ontology annotation, biological process: steroid metabolic process. Gene Ontology annotation, molecular function: 3-oxo-5-alpha-steroid 4-dehydrogenase activity. The record is from RefSeq and is a predicted model, not a curated record.